This is a messenger RNA of Brassica rapa (field mustard), 1385 nucleotides long. RefSeq lists its product as uncharacterized. Lineage: Eukaryota; Viridiplantae; Streptophyta; Magnoliopsida; Brassicales; Brassicaceae. The record is from RefSeq and is a predicted model, not a curated record.
CAUACGUAAUAAUUACUAAAUAUUUUAUUAUUCAAUAUAUAUUUAUUAUUUCAUAAUAUGUAAAAAAUAUAUAAUACUUAAUUUAUAUAUAAUAUUCAUCCUGCCCAAAGGGCGGGUCUUAACCUAGUUAUCUAUAUUAUUUAUAAUUUCGUUCAAACUACUCUAGGAACAUUUUUCUAGGUUAUUUGCCCCAGAAAAUCAUGGAAGGACCACACAUACAAGGUGUAUGAUACACCCAUAUAUAUAUUAUUUUUUAUUUUUCUAAAAUCCCAUUUAUUUUGUUGCAACGAUCUAUAUAUAUUGUAAAAAUCAUGGAAGGACCACAACAUACACCCAUUUUUUUUUUUUUUUUUUUUGCUAAAAAGCCAUAUAUUUUGUUGCAACAAUCUAUAUAUAUUGUAAAAAUAGGUUUUGUUAAGAUGAGUUCAAAGUUAUGUUUCCAUCGAAGUUUAAAACUAUCAUUAAAGAAGAACAAAAUGAGACCAAAAAUAAUACUUGAACUUGAAUCGUUUCUCAAAAAAAAAAAACUUGAAUGAGACGAAAUAAAAAUGUUCUACGAAUUAAGGGACAAAAUUAGUUUUUCCAGUAUAAUGAUUCAGACAAGAAUAUACGAAUUAAGACCCAGCAUGACUACUAUACCUGUUGGUUUGCGUCACAUUUAAUCUGGUUAAUUAACACGAUCACAUAACAAAUAAAAGUUGAUUGGGUUUCGGUUUUAAAACAAUGGUUUGGUUUAGUGCGGUUUAGAAUCGUUAGAUGUCCUGUCCACUCUUGAUUUCUCAAUAUACAAUCUAAAAGUGGAAAGUUCACAGAAUUUAGGGCCAUUCCGAUAAUUCUGCCUAAAUAAAAGGUAUCAUCGGUCGACUAAAACACGUGAAGAUAUAUAAACUCAUUAGCCUCCCCAAUAUUUAACUCCUUUGACGAAUAUGGAGAUAAGGUUUCCAAAUGUUACAAAAACCACCCUUCCUCUUUAUCUCGGACGACAAUGAUCACAACAAUCUCCGGUACACGAGCUUGAAAGAUGUGAUCUCGAGUUCUGAUGGCUUUGGUUCGUUCUUUUGUCACUCUGUUCCUUCGCAAGACGGUGUUCUCUUGUCGGAAAUGGAUUCUUCAAACAUUGCCAUUAGAAACGCGCUAGUGAAAAGAGCAGCUUCGAUGUAUCUUCAAUCUUCUAUGAUCGUAUCAGCUCCGGACACGAACUGGUUUCAGAGAUUCUGUCUGAAAGCCAAGCAUGCGGUUGAAUGUCUCAGACCAGUUUACCGGAUUUUUUCUUGGUCUAGUUAAAGAGAUGUGUUUUAGAAAGGGUGAUUCCGGUUUGUAAAUGUGUAAAUACUGUAUGAUAUAUAAUAUAGAUAAUCAAAUAAAAUUUCAAAGCCUUUUUUUCA